Molecule: messenger RNA, 2013 nt
Organism: Aspergillus thermomutatus
Lineage: Eukaryota; Fungi; Ascomycota; Eurotiomycetes; Eurotiales; Aspergillaceae
Exons: 9
Coding region: 1-2013 (670 amino acids)
Cellular component (GO): membrane
Molecular function (GO): ATP binding; ABC-type transporter activity; ATP hydrolysis activity
Source: RefSeq, a predicted model, not a curated record
AUGUUCCUCCGCGACAACACGGCUCUUGAGCGGGUGCCGAUGCGUAGGGCUGGUUCGCCUUCAAAGAGUGCUACAAUUCCGAAUUUGCAGUUGGGGACGAUUAUAUUCGAGGAGUAUCUGGUGGAGAAUGAAAGCGUGUCGGGUAAGAAAUCCAUUUGCUCAUUCAUCCUUCUGCCCUAUAGCCUAUUGACUCUACAAUUUCCCAAGCACGAGUGGCGGCUGACAUUGUUACAUCGCAGUAUCGCCGAGAUGGCCGUCGCACGAGCUCCUCGUGCUGCUUGGGAUAAGAGUACACGGGGUCUUGAUGCCGCCAGUGCCCUGGAAUUUGUGAAAGCAUUGCGAAUAUCAGCCAAUCUGACCAGAAGCUGCUAUGCUGUAGCCACCCACCAGGCAUCUCAAGCAAUCUAUGACGCAUUCGACAAGGUGAUUGUCUUGUAUGAAGGCCGGGAAAUCUACUUUGGGCAAUGCAAGCAGGCAGAGAAAUAUUUCAUCACGAUGGGUUGGGUCAAUCCUCCUCGACAGACGGUUGGAGACUUUCUUACUUCCGUUACUAACCCUCAAGAGCGCAUGGCCCAAGAAGGGAUGGAAGAUACGGUUCCGCGGACUCCUGAAGAGGGUGGUCACGUUUCUGCCUACAUGCAACCGACUAUUCAGGAUACAGAAAAGACUCCCACCUGCCAGACACUGGCUCUGGAGCCGCCGCCAACGGAGAAUGGAGAGCCCGUUGGCUUGAGUACAGUCAUCCCAGAACAGCGGAGCAUCUUCACCUGGCAGAGACCUCUGUUCCGAUAUCCCGGAGCUCUUACAGUCUUGAUGGGCGUGUCUGGAGCUGGAAAGACCACGUUGCUGGAUGUUCUUGCACAGUGGGUCUCAAUCGGUGUGGUUACUGGGGAUAUGUUGGUCAACCGAGGGUCUCUACCAGCAAGCUUUAACAACAAACCGGAGGCUCUGAGAUCCAGCGCAAUGCUGCGGCAGCCUAAGAGCGUUUCCAAGGCAGAGAAGUAUGACUACGUGGAACAAGUGAUCAAGAUGCUGAAUAUGAAGGGCUUCGCGGAGGCUGUUGUCGGUACGCUAGGAGAAGGCCUCAAUGUGGAGCAGCGGAAACUCUUGACCAUUGGAGUCAAACACGCCGCCAAACCCAAACUUCUCCUGUUCCUUUAUGAGCCCACAAGCGGGCUAGAUUUGCAAAGUGCAUGGUCUAUUUGCGCCUUUCUCCGGAAGCUCGCAGAGAACGGACAGGCAGUUCUUUCAACCAUCCACCAGCCAAGCACAUUUCUAUUUCAGCAGUUCCAUCCUCUUCUCUUCCUGGCUAAAGAUGGGAGAACCGUUUACUUUGGCCAAAUUGGGAAGCAGUCCAGGACACUGCUAGGUUACUUCGAGCGGAACGGAGCAAGGAAGUGUGACCCAUCCGAGAAUCCUGCCGGAUACAUGUUGGAAAUCAUUGGCGCUGGUGCGGCUGGCCAAGCUACCAAAGACUGGCCGGUAUUUUGGAAAGAAAGCCUUGAAGCGCGCGAAGUAAAAGCCGAACUAGGUCGCAUCCGUGCCACACAAUCUGGAGAAUAUGCCAUGCCGCUCAUUGCUCAGUUGUGGCGGGUGACUCGCCGGGUAUUUCAGCAGUUCUGGCGUGACCCUGCCUACAUCGGAGCAAAGUUCAUGCUAGGCGUCGGGAUACAGAACCGUCUAUUCAGUCCCUUCAUCUUGACUUCAGUCUUCUCCACAUUGGUCCAACACGCUCGUUGUAUGAGGUUCGCGAACGGCGCAUCCAAAGCUUACUCAUGGGUGGCGUUCGUUGUCUCGAAUAUCGUUGUUGAAAUUCCGUACCAGACCAUUCUCGGAGUUCUAGUCUGGGCGAGUUACUACUAUCCGGUUUACGGGGCAAAUCAGAGCUCGGAUAAGCAGGGACUAAUGCUGCAACUUGUGAUUCAAUUCUAUCUCUUCACCUCGAGCUUCGCAGACCUGGUCGUCUCGUCCUUACCCGAUGCCGGAACUGCAGGUAGAAUAUCCCCAGUCUAA